AUGCUGGAUAAUGAUGUACAGCCCAGCGGCCUCUCCCUUCGCCGCAGAGGCCCUGGUAACUCCCGCAACCCACUCACACGCCCCUCCUUCGCCACACUCACCCGCCCCUCCUUCGCCAGGUACUGGGCGGUCACGCAGGUCGACUACAUCCACUCCCGGAACGGCACCCGCAUCGGCACCAUGAUCCUGCUGGUGUGGCUGACGGCGGUGGUGGUGUCCAUAGCGCCCCUCUUCGGCUGGAAGGACCCCGACUUCCUGGUGCGGGUCAACCAGCACAAGAAGUGUCUCGUCUCCCAGGACGUCGGCUACCAGAUCUUCGCCACGAUGGCCACCUUCUACGUGCCCCUCACCGCCAUCUUGAUCCUCUACUGGAAGAUCUUCCAGGCGGCGCGGAAGAGGAUCCACAAGAACCGCCCGGGGGAGAAGAAGGAGGCGAAGAAGAAGGGGAAUAAUAACCGGGCGAAGGUAAGGGACGAGAGGAGCGGCGGCGGUGGCGGAGGCGAGCCCAAGCCCAACGGCGUGACGGAGCACCAGACCACCGCCUUCACCACCGUCAACAGCGGCUCGCCCGACAAAAUCUCCAACAACGGGGCGGUGUCCGUGUCCUCCCACGUGAGCGAGGUGUCCAGACUGGAGAUGCUGCCCAAGGAACCCCCGAAGAAGACCAAGAAGGAAACCCUGGAGGCCAAGAGGGAGAAGAAGGCCGCCAAGACGCUGGCCAUCAUCACGGGCGCCUUCGUGGUGUGUUGGCUGCCCUUCUUCGUCACGGCGCUGCUCAUGUCCAUCUGCCCCGGAUGCUACUUCUCCGACCUCAUGUUCUCCAUCUUCCUCUGGCUCGGCUACUUCAACUCCACCCUCAACCCCAUCAUCUACACCAUCUUCAGCCCGGAGUUCAGAGAGGCCUUCAAGAGGAUCCUCUUCGGCAGGAAGGCCCAGAGGUACCGCCCGGGGAAGGUCCGCUGAGAGGACUGGGCCCCCACCCCUGCGAGGCCGGGCCCGGUCGACGGUGAAUGGUGCGAUGUACUCUGUGUGUAUCUGUGUAUACAAGCAUUAUCACUGUGUAUAUAUUACGCAUUCGUUUCGAGGUGUGAGCGUCCGUCACGCGAAGACCUUUGUAGAUGAAAAAUGGAAACCAAAAAAACAAAAAAACAAAAAAAUGUAACCCGUGGAAAGUCUCCUGGCAUGAACUCCAUACUGUAAAUACGAUCACACGACGACUGUCAGCGGUCAAGAAGAGUUCUAAACGUAUAGAGGGUCCAGCAUAUCUAUUACCAUUAUAUUUAUGAAAUAUCGUUAAUGAAAGACCCGCAUAGACCUAUAUAUCGGUUGACUUAGCAUUAAUAAGUGUACAGGAUGCAUUUCUAAACAUGGCUUCAUCCAAGGAGAUGUGUAAAUAGGAAAAUAAUAUAAAUUUAGUUCCAAUAUGUCGCAGGUGUAUAUUUUUAUAUCAACUGAAGUUAAGACAUAAUGUUUUGAAAAAGAAUAGCAUAGUCAUAUCGGAAUAAAUGUAUAUAGCUAGACCUACAUUUUAUGGAUGUAAAGUGUACAUUCGUUCAGUGUAAUAUAAAGCAAUGAAAGACUGUUUUGAUAAAGAGGAAAUUAGUUUCAACCACAAGAAAUGAUAAUAUCGUGUAGUGUUGAGUUUUGUCGUGUCAUAGCAUACCUCCAUGUGUCGGCUAGAUUCUCCUGUAAGGCGCUAGACGCAACAGCUGCCUACGUGGCUUCCCUGCCGUGUGAACGAAUAGGCCUACGUGUGUGACUUAGGAUAGUCCAAGAGCCUCCACCUGCAGCUGAGAUCACGGAAAGGAAAUGGUGCUUUUUGGUUUGACAAUUCCUUCCUCCUUUUCCCCCAAAACGACGUUCGGUUUUGCCCCCCCGACGGAAUUCCAAGUCAUGUCGAGUGAAUCAGAACCUCAGAAGAUUACCGAAGGAAGCUGCUCAAUCAAACCAAACUCUGCAAAAACCCUUUUAUUCAAAGUGGAACGAAGUGAUUGUUUCUGCCGCUACAUUCUCUCAGACAUUGCGUACGUCCUAUGUGAUGUUAUAAAUAUCUGCACUAAAGUAAUUUUCAGGAAUUGAUUUUCAAGUAUUUUCUAUGAAAGUUAUUGUAAAUAUGAAAAGCCAUAUAGUUUCAUAAAACAACUAAUUAUGAGCUUAUAAUAGAAUUUACACGUGUGUGUGUGUGCAUGUUUAAGUGAAUGUUUGUAUGAACGCGUGACACAGUCUAAGAAAUGGUAUGUAAUUUUCACAAGAAUUUAACCACCAGAUGUUCAUUUCUGUGAAAAAUCCACUGCGCACGCGCGUGUGUGAGUGGAUGGUGCGGUUGCGUGUGUCUGCGGGCAUGUGAGUGUAGAUAUCCUUGGCUUAGUGGAGGACACGGGUGUAGCGAAAGAUGGUCUUAUGCAAUUUUUUAUAUUGCAUCUUAAUGAUCAUCGGCAUUUAGUUCAUUAUCGGGAAAGUCAUUUAUGGAUGCUUCGGGAUAACCACAAUUAAUCCUAGGUAAUAUUUAGAUAUAUUUAUUAUAUAAAGAUUGAUGAAUAUCCAUUAGGAGUGUCGUAGACUAUAUUAUUACGUGUAGGUAGAAACUCGUCAGGGUAUGGCCUCAUUCAGUGACAGAGGCUGCUGGACACGCCCUCUUUGCACUCGACACACUACUACGCAAAUUUACACACAAGAAAAAAAAAAAAAAAAAAAAUCGGCUACUCUAAAACCUCAAAAAAAAAAAGAAAUCAUAAACCUGAAAAAUUAAAAACCUGGUGGCUGUCGAUUACACCGAGGGACCUCCACCUCCCCUGUCAUUCACUGUAGCCCAUGAGUCCAUAUGUCCCCGUAUCGAGUUCACUUCCCCCUUGGUAGAUUUACUGAAUGAAGGCGAUAGACAAGAUGUUCUGUUCAAGGGA
Messenger RNA from Penaeus vannamei (Pacific white shrimp), 2900 nucleotides. The record is from RefSeq and is a predicted model, not a curated record. Lineage: Eukaryota; Metazoa; Arthropoda; Malacostraca; Decapoda; Penaeidae.